UGUAAUGUCAUGCGUAUAAUAUUCAAUCAUCGUAUUGGAAACGGCACAGGGAAAUACAUAGAACUAUGCUUAUAAAUAUGAGUGUCCAUAUUGUGAAUGUACUUUGGUUACUGUCUUAUUCACACCCGUGUAUCUCUGCUCUGGUAUGCAAAGGAUUGAAAGGACUUACAUGUUGUACUGGUUUUACUGGACAUGUUUGGAACGAGACAGUUCACAACUGUACAAGCUGUAUGUCCGGAUUUCAUGGCGAAAACUGUGCUUCGUCUUGCCCUUUUCCGUAUUAUGGCAUUCGAUGUGGCUUAAAGUGCAACUGUAGUGAAGACGAGUGUCAUCAUCAAUAUGGCUGCAAAAGAAGGCUUGGAGACUGUGAUCCGGGAGUCGUUGGUCCAUACUGUGAAUUAACAUGUCGAUAUCCAGAAUUUGGAAAGGAUUGUCAAAUGGAAUGUGAAUGUGAAGAGCAGAACUGUAACCCGAUGACGGGAUGUAUAUUAGAUUCGUCAUCACCUGCUGCAGGUCCGUUAGCGAAAACAACUACUGCUUAUCCACUGAAUGCAGCGAAUGAAAAUUUUAUUUCCUUCGUUUAGAUAAACUAGCUGCAGGGAGUAACUCUUGCUUUGGAAAGGUGCAUAUCCCCACUAUAAAGGGAAUUACAACUACUUUGCAAUAUGCCAUCCUUGGACUCGGAGUUGUGUAUUUCUGAUCUUCUACAUUAGACUGUACAUUGUUUUGUAUAGAUAUAUACCGAAAGUAAGGAAUAGGAAAGGACAUGAAAGGCAAAUGGAUGUGUAAACUGGAAGGGAAACAUUCUUUAGGAAGUUAUGGAUUGAAAUUCAAAUACAGAAACUACGUCAAGGACAUAUCUCCAUAAUAUACAUGUAUGAUGCAUUUCUGCUAUAUUUCGGAAAACGAA
Molecule: messenger RNA, 910 nt
Organism: Ostrea edulis (European flat oyster)
Lineage: Eukaryota; Metazoa; Mollusca; Bivalvia; Ostreida; Ostreidae
Product: multiple epidermal growth factor-like domains protein 6
Exons: 6
Coding region: 66-584 (172 amino acids)
Molecular function (GO): scavenger receptor activity
Source: RefSeq, a predicted model, not a curated record